Molecule: messenger RNA, 1941 nt
Organism: Erigeron canadensis
Lineage: Eukaryota; Viridiplantae; Streptophyta; Magnoliopsida; Asterales; Asteraceae
Exons: 9
Coding region: 43-1605 (520 amino acids)
Cellular component (GO): membrane
Source: RefSeq, a predicted model, not a curated record
CUUCAUUUCUUUUCCACAUUAUCAUAAACACAUUGUCUUCCCAUGUCGAAUUUUAAGGCAUUCAAGCUUCCUUUUAUCUCGUUAUUGCUUUUCACAUCCGUUCUCACCAAGAAUUCAUCGGUUUUUGCUUCCCCUUUUGUUAGAAUCCAAGGCUUUAGCAGGCCUGACCCUCUUCGCCAUUUGAAGUUGUAUAAAGGAGGUUAUGAUAUACGCAACAAACAUUAUUGGGCUUCUGCGGCAUAUACAGGCAUCCAUGGCUACACUAUGGCAGGAAUUUGGAUGAUUUUUGGCUUAGGUUUUGGGGGUUUCUUGAUCGUAAAGAGUUUUAAUGGAGGUUUCCAUCCAUUUUUUGAUCAUCCAAGUUCUUACUACAUUGCCUGUUUUGCACUCAUUGCGUUGUUCACUUUAUUUGCCAUAAUUAUGUCAAGUUUGAUUUUGGCUGCAAAUCAAAGCUCUUUCCACAAAUCCAAGAACCUUAUGGAUACAAUUUUUGGAGCAUCUAAUAGCAUGAAACAAACAAUUGAAUCUGUUAUACAAAGCUUAACAAAAAUCAAGACCCUUUUAAAACCUUAUGAUAGCCAAACAUCUGAGCUUUUGAAUCAGAUAACUAACCAAAUGAGGAAGGAAACUACUUCAAUUCAAAGCUUUGUUGACGAGGCUAAGCAGGCUUCUAGUCGUGCAAUAAAGGCACUGCACGUUGCAAACCUUGUUUUUGUAACGGUCAACUUGAUGGUGUUAGUUGCAGGAUGUGGUGAGAAUUUCUUUAUGAUGAUAUUGCUAUUUGAUUCAGCUGUCAUCUUGUUGCAUUGGCAACCUGGAUAUAUCAUGCUUAUUGUUGUUUGCUGGAUCUUGACAACGGUUUGUUGGAUCUUAACCGGCGUUGAUUUCUUCUUUCAAAUUUUUGCAGGGGAUACUUGUACAAUAUUUGAGGAUUUUGAACAAAAUAGAAAUCCUGAAAACAAUGGUAUGAUGUCAAUCCUAUCUUCGUGUUCAAAUUCUUCAAUGUCUGAAAAAUUCAUGGCUCAUCUUGGAUACAUCGUUCAUAGAUACAUAGCCGAGUCCAACUCACAAAUAACAUCAUUGGCUCACAAAAUGAUUGGACUAGAUAACCAGAGUGAUGCUUCUUUCGUGAUUGACAAAAUUUGUGAUCCUUUCUCUGGCUCGCCUAAUUACACCUAUACUCCUGGAAAUUGCCAACAAGAUGCUAUUCAAAUUCACGAGCUUCCAAGUAUUCUUUCAACAUUAACUUGUGACAAAGACACACCAACAGAAAUUUGCAGAAAUGAAGGAAGAUUUUUUCCAGAAUCCUCAUACGGAAAGACAAUGGCUUACAUACAAUCUAUUAUACACUUGAUCGCUGCAUAUCCAGAUUUACAGAACUUAACUGGAUGCACUCCGCUAAAACAUGCAAUUUCUGAUGUGGCAUCACGUCAAUGCAAACCAUUCAAAGCCACGGCUAAAUUGCUAUGGGCUUCUAUCCUAACCCUUUCUAUCGAUAUGAUGGUUUUAACAUUGUUUUGGAUUGGAAAAGCUUACCAAGAGAAGGGAAAAUGCUUUUGCUUAUGUUCAAUCGUUCCUAAGCGAUUCAAUCCACAAACUUUGUAAACAAAAGUGUAUAGAAUUACGUAACUGAACCUGGCAAUCAAGUCUCAAGACUUUGGUUAACUCAACAAGGUUUAUGUAUAUAAGUAUACAACAUCAGAUAUUUUCAUUUGUUAAAUUAUCAACAAUUUAAGUUGAUCAUUAAUAAUACAAAAUAAUUUAUCAAAAUGCGAUAAUUUGUAGGGCCCACGUAGUAACUCGACUAAAAAAUCGUUAUGAUUUAUUAACUUGUAAGGGGAUGAACAUAGACACAACCAAGGUUUGCAUUAUAUGAUAGUCACUAUUGUAAUACAUCUAUUAAUAUUGAUAUUCUAGCUUGUACAAACUCUAUAAUUUAAU